Molecule: messenger RNA, 1935 nt
Organism: Penicillium coprophilum
Lineage: Eukaryota; Fungi; Ascomycota; Eurotiomycetes; Eurotiales; Aspergillaceae
Product: ATP-grasp domain-containing protein
Exons: 2
Coding region: 1-1935 (644 amino acids)
Molecular function (GO): metal ion binding; ATP binding
Source: RefSeq, a predicted model, not a curated record
AUGGACUCGAGUGGUAUCGGUGAAAUGGCAUUCGCCUCUGAAACUUUUCUGGUCGCCGUCGAUGGCGAAGACGACUACCGCAGUUCCACAAAGGUUUCCUGUCGUUGGCGGUUCAAACCGAUAGUUGAGACACCACACUUCUUUCAAAGUCUUGAUCUGUUCUUGACAAUUACCUCCACGUAUUCUACCGACGAUGGUCAGAUUCCGUCCGCCGCAGGCACCGCCCUCGAGCAGCUUGUCCACACGGUCCUAGCAUCCCGCGACAAGUUUGAAGUGGCAACGAAGUUGAUACUGGUUCCCCAUGGUGGGUAUCCCUGCAGGAGCGAUAUCCUCAACUUGAGGCUGCGAGAUUCGGACUAUGUGGACUCUGUUAUUCCGUUCUCUUGUCCGGAUGAUGGCUUUUCGCCGAUUCCAGCUCAAGCAGACGACUCUCUCAUGGCUCUUUUGCCUUCUUCCCCCGGGGCAUUCCUUCUGAAGCAGAUCCCAUCAUUGCCCCAGGAGCUGGUAGAGGAAGACCUAAGACUUCGACUCUCUUUCGAUUGGAUACUUCCAACUAAGCCUAUCCGACGCAAAAUCGCCAUGGUAGGUGGGCGUCCGGCGUUCGACAUCGCCAAAGGAUCAUUCGGUCACCAGGGAGCAUACGAGGCCACUAAAGCUCUUGAUAUCUCCAUGACUAUCAUUGAUCACCCGGGGCAUUGGCUCCAAGAUGAGGCAUACUCUUACAUCCGGGAUGGCUUCAUUCCCAUUGAUGUGACCGACGAUGCGGAGCUACCUCGUAGGAUUGCCGAGGCCGUGGAAGGAAAAGGAUUUGAUGGUCUUCUGACAUUGUCAGACGAGUUUGUUCUGCCGACUGUGAAAGCAGCCGAGAUAUUAGGUCUUCCAACCGAGCCUAUCGCUUCAUACCUGCAGGCUCAUAACAAGUACGAGGCACGGCAACUACUCAGUCCAAAUAUCCAGAGCCUGCUCUUGGACAGUGUAGCCCAACUGGAUGAACCUUUCGUAGCCACACAGCUUCAGACUUUUGAGUACCCUUUGAUUGUAAAGCCAUGUCAGGGUGGUGGCUCCCGGGGGGUUAAGAAAGCCAAAGACCCUUCGAGCCUCCGUCAGGCCGUACAAACAUUGGAAGAGACUGGGCUUACGAAACAUGGGGUUUUGAUCGAAACCUACGUCGAUGGCCCAGAGGUAGAUGCCAAUUUUGUGCUUUGGGACGGAGAACUUCUCUUCUGUGAGAUAUCGGAUAACUUCCCAUGUCAAGCAGACGCAAUAGAUGCUUCUGUGGCCGACAAUUUUGCCGAGACAGUGAUGAUCCUACCCAGUCGUUUGGACCCUGCAGAGUUACAGGCCAUUGAAUCAUCCCUGUAUCAAGGACUUCUCAAGCUAGGAUUUCGCUCGGGCGUCUUUCACCUCGAAGCUCGAGUGAAGAAUUCUCCCAUGCGGUACCAAGAGACCGACGGUUUCGUCGAACUUACACACACGGGGUCAACUGCGAGCUGCAAGCCGGAGGUAGUUCUUAUCGAGGUCAAUGCCAGGCCUCCCGGUCUCCAGGCCGUUUUUGCGGUCGCGUACACCUUCGGAGUAGACUAUAGUGCUCUCCAGAUCCUUCGGGCUCUCGACGAUCAUGAACGCUUCGCCGCUCUAGCUCAGCCUUUCAGCUCUCAUAAUCAGUACAAUUGCGAGAUCUUCUUUGUCCCUGUGCAUCGCGAAAACAUCCGGGUCCCCGACGAUUUUUGCGAGCGAGUACUUCAACAGCUACCGGAAAUCGCGCCCUAUGUGACUAGAGCUGAACGGACCGCGUUAAAGAAAGUCGUGUCACCAGUGGGAGGCACUGGUUUUAUCGCUUAUUUUCUCAUCUGGUCCAGAACAAGUAGAAAGGAAAUCUUGGAUAUAGGUGAACGUAUCCAGGACGUCGCGAGAAUAGUGUUAGAUGGUGUUUAG